Adelges cooleyi (spruce gall adelgid) is the source of this 1715-nucleotide messenger RNA. Its product is annotated as protein FAM76A. Bases 306 to 1238 code for a protein of 310 amino acids. The record is from RefSeq and is a predicted model, not a curated record. NCBI's taxonomy places the organism in Eukaryota, Metazoa, Arthropoda, Insecta, Hemiptera, Adelgidae. The transcript is spliced from 6 exons.
UCGGCUACCUGUGCAUUUUUAUUUUUUUUAUACCCAAAAUAUAGCAAACGUUGGUUUGGUAAUAUUUAUUGUUUAUCUACGUAUACAAAGGGAUUCACAAUCUCACACAUAACAGAAAAUUAUAGUUAUUUUUUAUUUUUAUUUUCAUAGUUAUUGCUUUAUCAUAUUUUUAUGUUAAAAAGUUGCUGGCAGCAAUAAUAAAAUAAUUAUUGUCAUUCUUCCUAUCGUCAAGGCCGGUGUAAUAGAAACCACUAGGUACUUUAAGCAACAGCUAGUCUUCGUUAUAUUUUUACAUCCUAAUAAAAAUGAGUAACAAUAAGUCGGCGUUGUUUGCUUGCUCAAAGUGUUUUAAGCGACAUCCUUACGAAGAAUUGUCUUCCGGCCAGCAGCUUUGCAAAGAAUGCCGAGGGUCGUAUCCAGUGGUCAAAUGUACAUAUUGCCGAUCUGAAUUUCAGCAGACUGAUAAAUCAAAUACAAGUACAAUUUGCAAAAAAUGUGAACAAUUUGUUGUACAAUAUGGUAGACCUACGGCUUGUAACUAUUGUAAUAUCAUUGCUGCGUUUAUUGGACAAAAAUGUCAAAGGUGUGCUAAUUCAGAACGAAAAUAUGGUCCACCAGUGACUUGUGAUCAAUGCAAACAAAAUUGUGCGUUUAAUAGACAAGACGUAGAAAUUGAAUUACUAGAAGGAAAAGUAUUAUGUUGGUUGUGUACAUUAUCGUUUAAACGGGCCUUAGCCAAGACGAAAAAAUCUGACGCUGAAAUGAAGCAAUUGUCUAGAAAACGUGAUGGGAAAAAUAAACAUAGCAAUGUUAUGAAAUUAAUAGACGAUAGUGGACCGGACUUUGCACUUCCACCACCAUCAAAAAUGCAUAAAAAUUUUCACAAACAUCACAUUGAUUCGAAUUCUUCGGACCACGUAGUUGUCAUUACUGAACUUAGAGAACAAAUAGCUAUGAUACAAAAAUUAUCAAAUCAAAAAGAUUUUCAACUUUUAAAUAAAGAUAAAUUAAUUUGUGAGCUGAAAGCAAAACAUUUUACGACUGAAAAUGAAUUACGCAAUAAGAUGAACUCGGAUAAAAAAGAGUAUAGUAGGGAAGUUGAAAUGUUACACAGUAAAAUUAAGACUUUGCAAAAAGAAGUAGCUACAUUAUCUAAAAGCGGUGGUAAACGUGGUGCACACCUGCGUAAAGAGCAUAACGACAGUGGUAGUGGUACAGACAGUCCAUCAGUAACGUGAAAUGAAUUUCAUAAGUACUGCCAACAUUUUAUUGUUUAUGGUGUGUACUUCGUAAUUUGUUAACUGUGUAUUUCAGUACAUUUAUUUUGUACAAUAAUUACUUAUAUUCAAUGUAUAAUUUUCAUCUACUUCAAUAGUUUAAUUUAAACCCAUGUCAAUGUUGACCUUAUAUCUGGUUCUAACAAUAUUUGUAUUUUUGUAAUUUAGCUGGUUCUUUGAAUUAAUUUUCUAUUGCUCAUUUAGAAUAAUAACAAAUUAAAAAAAAAAAUAGUUAUUUACUGAUCACCAUAUAUUCUGUAUUUUAUUAUUUACAAGCCCUUAUUAUAUUGUUUAAUUAUUUUAAAUUUGUGAUGAGUUUAGUCAUUAACUAAUGUAAUACAAUUUCUGACUACUUAAUAAUAUGACAUCUUAUAACAAUGUAAUAAUUAAAUAAAGUUAAAUUUGAAUAUUUUUGUAAAAGAUUGUUAGACAUUAUAU